This is a messenger RNA of Anguilla anguilla (European eel), 2231 nucleotides long. Its product is annotated as forkhead box protein F2-like. Gene Ontology annotation, biological process: animal organ morphogenesis; regulation of transcription by RNA polymerase II. The transcript has 2 exons. Gene Ontology annotation, cellular component: nucleus. NCBI's taxonomy places the organism in Eukaryota, Metazoa, Chordata, Actinopteri, Anguilliformes, Anguillidae. The record is from RefSeq and is a predicted model, not a curated record. Gene Ontology annotation, molecular function: RNA polymerase II cis-regulatory region sequence-specific DNA binding; DNA-binding transcription factor activity, RNA polymerase II-specific. Bases 548 to 1699 code for a protein of 383 amino acids.
AAGAAAGAUUUACGAAUUGAUAGGUGGUCGCGUUUUGUUUGGCUGAGCGGCCAUACGCAAAAAGUCGAGGAGCGCCGCGUUUCCCCCUCUUUAAGGCUUAAGGCGAGCGAUGGCCACCAGGUCGAGGGCAGAGCAGCAUUCCGCGCGACACAGAACCGCCGUCUUGGAGUAACUCUCGUAUCGACUACACUGGGGGGAAAAAAAGUCACGGCACCACAAUAACGGGUUAACACGAUUGGAAACCGACCUGCGCUCUGGCGGAGACUUCUUCUUUUUUCUUUUUUUAACAGCAACAUUCUCGCCAUUUUCAGGACACGGGCAUUUCCAUCCGAACGGGAGAGUUAUUCUCUCCCUCCUUUCGACCGCGUUUGGGUUGAAGUAGCCUACAACGUCCAGCGUCAAGUGGAGUUUAACAAGACACUCUUCAUUUUCAAUUUUUUUCCACACUCAAAAGUCCAUUAUUAAAGCAGAAUCUCUUAUUUUGGACCUCCUUUAUUUUCCCUCCGCGUAUUCGGCUCAGCCGUGAUUGUGUGCCAGCAGACAAGACAUGACGACUGAACCGCCUCAGCAGCAGCUGGACCCGCCGCCGCCUUUGAGAUCCAGUCCGGCAUCGGGAGUUCUGCACUCCGCCCUGAUGAGCGCUCAGUCGGUCGCGGAGAGCGCGGCCACGGCAGCCGCUGCCAAAGGGAAGAAGGCGAACUCCGGUCUGAGGCGCCCGGAGAAACCGCCCUACUCCUACAUCGCCCUCAUCGUGAUGGCUAUCCAGAGCUCGCCGACCAAGAGGCUGACCCUGAGCGAGAUCUAUCAGUUCCUCCAAGCCAGAUUCCCCUUCUUCAGGGGUUCUUACCAGGGCUGGAAAAACUCUGUCCGGCACAAUCUGUCCCUGAAUGAGUGUUUCAUCAAGUUGCCCAAGGGCCUGGGGAGACCGGGCAAAGGCCACUACUGGACAAUUGACCCGGCCAGCGAGUUCAUGUUCGAGGAAGGGUCGUUUCGCCGCAGACCCCGGGGUUUCCGGAGAAAAUGUCAAGCGCUGAAACCCAUGUACAGGAUGAUGAACGGCAUCGGGUUCGGCACUUCCAUUUUACCUCAAAGCUUCGACUUCCAGGCGCCCUCGGCGUCGCUGGCGUGCCACACCAACGGCUACAACCUGGACAUGAUGACGAAUUCCAUGACGGGAGGCUACGACGGACUCGGCGGUGGCCACCACGUCCCACACAUGUCCCCAAGUCCGGGAUCCACUUACAUGGCCAGUUGCCCGGUAACGUCUAACGGGGAUUACGGUCCGGACAGCAGCAGCAGCCCCGUGCCCUCUUCGCCCGCGAUGGCUAGCGCCCUAGAGUGCCACUCGCCCUACGCAAGCACCUCGGCGCACUGGGCAUCCUCCAGCGGUUCGCCGUACAUCAAGCAGCAGUCGCUGGCCUCCAACAGUCCCGCGUCCUCUGGUUUACAUUCUAGCAUGUCGUCCUACUCCCUGGAGCAGAGCUAUCUCCAUCAGAACGCCAGAGACUCGGCUGACAUUUCAGUGGGGAUACCUCGAUACCAAAGCCACUCCUCUCCAGUGUGCGACAGAAAAGAUUUCGUUUUGAACUUUAACGGAAUUUCCUCGUUCCAUCCCUCGGCGAGCGGCUCUUACUAUCACCACCACCAUCAUCAUCAUCACCAGAGCGUCUGUCAAGACAUCAAGCCUUGCGUGAUGUGAAGGACAUCGCGCCGAAGUGCGUAAUUAGUAGGCCAACGGUGACGAGUAAAACAAACAAACAAACAAAGUAAAACAUCAAAACAAAGAGACCGUUUCAAUAAAAAAGGUCUAUAGACGAAAAGCAAAUCAAGGCAGCGAUGCGAUGAACAAAAAAUUAAAAAAAAUUACCAGUAAUAUAGCAGUUAUAAGCAACACAUACGAGCAUAAGCAAGACACAUAAAGAGGAAACACGUCAAAAAUGUUUCUCUGCCUGCCAACCACUUCGCAUUUUAAGCAUUUACGGUCCCAACAACGCAUAACGUAUACUUCUUUAAAAGAAGUGGGGGAACAGUGUGUAAUGUUCAGCCGUCAAAUAGGCAUAUGAAUCUUUGAAAAUGUAAUCUAUAUUCAAAUGUAUAAAGGUAAAUAUACACGUACACAAAGCUUUUUUAUGAUAAAAAAAUACAAUUUUGCACUUACUGUAUAUCCUCCAAGAAUUGCUUCAGUUGUUUUUUGUUGUUGUAAAGUAUUACAAUAAAACUGUUAUAUUUUA